GCCUCUAGUCAAGGCAGAGCUGUUUAUAACUGCGAUCUGUUGACCUACAGCAGCUGCUCAUGGAGAAGCUCAAUUCAGACUCAGGCUGUGACUCUGUGACUGAUACAGAAACAGAAGACGAGAAGAACCCAGUUUACUUGCAUAGUCUUGCCAUGAGCGAAGAACAUGGGUCAUCCAAGAGCACUGGGGAUCAUCCGGUGGUGCAGCCUGACCGCAUACGGUGUGGGGUGCAGACAACAGUUUAUAUUAUCAUGAAGAGUAAACUAGAUGGCGAAGUGAAAACUGAAGUUGAAUUCUCUCCAGAGAAUGCGUCAUCUGUGCGUGUGCUGGCUGAGAUGGAGAAUGAGUACACAAUCUCUGUGGAGGCUCCAAAUUUAACCUCUGGGACAGUGCCUCUGCAGAUAUAUUCAGGAGACUUGAUGGUGGGAGAAACGAGCGUCACCUAUCAUACCGACAUGGAGGAAAUUGGCAGUCUGUUGACUAAUGCAGCCAACCCAGUACAGUUCAUGUGCCAGGCCUUUAAAAUCGUGCCAUACAGCAUAGAAGCACUGGACAAACUGUUGACUGAGUCACUCAAGAAGAACAUUCCUGCCAGUGGCUUACACCUAUUUGGAAUCAACCAGCUGGAAGAAGAAGAUAUGACAACAAAUCAGAGGGAUGAGGAGUUGCCAACACUGCUUCACUUUUCUGCAAGAUACGGGCUGAAGAACCUCACCGCCUUGCUGCUUACGUGCCCUGGAGCAUUGCAGGCCUACAGCGUAGCCAACAAGUAUGGCCACUAUCCAAACACCAUAGCAGAAAAGCAUGGUUUUAAGGACCUCCGCCAAUUCAUUGAUGAAUAUGUGGAAACUGCAGAUAUGCUGAAGAGUCACAUUAAGGAAGAACUGAUGCAAGGCGAGGAGGAUGAAUCUGUUUAUGAGUCCAUGGCUCAUCUGUCCACUGAUCUGUUAAUGAAAUGUUCCUUGAAUCCUGGCUCUGAUGAAGAGCUUUAUGAAUCCAUGGCUGGAUUUGUUCCUGGUGCCUCAGAAGAUCUUUAUGUAGAGAUGCUUCAGUCCAAACCAGACACUCCUGUUGCUGGAGAUGAAGUUUCUCUAACUACAAAAGACUCAAUGCUCCGCAAAUUUUUAGAAGGCAGUAGCGUGGAUGUGCCAGAUUCAGAGGAAGGAGUUUACCAGCGGUAUGGUGAAGAUGUAUACUACUCAGUGGAACAAGAUACUUUUCCACAGGAAGUGGCUAGCAGACCUCCAGUUCCUGUUCCAAGACCAGAAUCCAGCUCUCCACAGCCAGACAAUGAGCUGUACAUCUCCAAAAUUUUUGCACAGAAAGCUCAAAGACCUGAGAAUCUCUAUGUCCCUAGAGGAAGGGUUAAGAAAGAGACAAUAGUCAGGCCUGUAAGGGACCUGUCUCAAUCGAGUAUAUAUGAUCCAUUUGCUGGAAUGAAAACCCCGGGUCAACGGCAGCUGAUUACAUUACAGGAGCAAGUGAAAAUGGGCAUACUCACUGUUGAUGAAGCUGUACUUCAUUUUAAAGAGUGGCAACUGAACCAGAAAAAGAGAUCAGAAUCAUUCCGGUUCCAGCAGGAAAAUCUGAAACGACUGCGAGACAGCAUAACCAGGAGGCAAAUGGAGAAGCAAAAAAAAGACAAAAGUGCAGAUUUGGAAAUUACAGUACCCAUUCGACACUCUCACAAUACUUUGGGGAAACCAGAAUGUGGAAUAUAUGAAUACACCCCCAGGAAAAACAUUUUCCCACCGAAAAAGGAGUUAAAGCGAGGAGACUGGAAAACAGAAAGCACAUCCAGCACAACAAGUAGUGCAAGUAAUCGCUCCAGCACUCGGAGCGUACUGAGUAUCAGCAGUGGGAUGGAAGGGGACAGUGAGGACAAUGAAGUCCCAGAAACAACUAGAAGCCGCAGCCCAGUUGCCCACCAAGCGGAGAGGCUGCCCUUCCCAGAAAGGCCUCCCAGAGUGCCUCCUCGAGGUGCAAGCAGGCCUGUAAGCUGUGAAGGCUUUUAUCCUCCACCUGUGCCCCCAAGAGGUCGCUGAAUCUGUCAACAUCUGUGGAAUGAGAUUUUUGUUUGUAUGUGUGGUUGUACAGAUAUUUUUGGGUUGUCUUAAGUUAUUUAUAAGUGGGAG
Messenger RNA from Leptosomus discolor (cuckoo roller), 2135 nucleotides. NCBI's taxonomy places the organism in Eukaryota, Metazoa, Chordata, Aves, Leptosomiformes, Leptosomidae. The record is from RefSeq and is a predicted model, not a curated record.